GGAAAAAUUAUAAACCAGUCGGGUUCGAAAUACUAAGAAAACAGGCAGCAUGGCGGACGAUGUGAACGACAUCGGGAAGAAAGAUGAUGAUCAAGCGGAAAGGGAGCAUUUUAUCAGGAUUAUUAACGCCUUCAAGUUCUACAGGAGUUUCUCGAUGCGGAGAGUUUACAACGCGGAGAAGUCGUUCAACAGUCUCCCACAGCAACACCAGGAACUCAUUCCACGUUUCCUCGACAAUUUAAAAACUAUACAAACCUGUAUCACCCACAAUUAUGAAAUAAUCCGCCUUAUCAUUAAAGAUGCAGAGUACAUCUUUGAGAACAAAACUCACGAAGCCGAUGACAAGCCAGAAGAAAACUUGAAGCAAAUGCCACCUACAAACUUUGAUAUGGACAAGGUCAAGACAACCCUAAAACAGUUCGUGAGAGACUGGAGUGCUAGUGGGGAACAAGAGAGGAGAGAGUGUUACGACCCUGUCUUGUCUGAGGUCAAGGAAAUCUUUAAGGACAGGGACAGGUCUGGUGUGAGUAUACUGGUUCCUGGGGCGGGCCUGGGGAGACUGGCCUUUGAGUUUGCGUCCUGUGGCUUCAGGUGUCAAGGAAACGAGUGGAGUCUGUUUAUGUUGCUGGCCUCCAACUUUGUUCUAAACAAGUGCACAGAGGUAAAUUCUUUCACCCUGUAUCCAUGGAUACACCAAUGGACAAACAACAAAAUGACAGCUGACCAAACACAACCAGUACAAUUCCCUGAUGUAAACCCUAGUGACCUGCCCUCUACUUCAGAUUUUUCAAUGGCUGCUGGAGAUUUUCUGGAAGUGUAUCAAACCCCAGACACGUUUGACAGUGUGGUGACUGUGUUUUUCCUGGAUACAGCACACAAUGUUAUAGCCUACAUAGAGACUAUAUAUGAUAUACUGAAGCCAGGGGGAUACUGGGUCAACCUAGGUCCUCUAUUGUAUCACUAUGCAGACAUUGAGAAUGAGACUUCCAUAGAGCUCAGCUUUGAGGAGGUGAAAAAAGUGGUCAAAAAGGUCGGAUUUCGUAUACAGAAAGAGGAGGCUGACAUACCUACAACUUACACCCAGAAUCCAGCCUCCAUGCUACUGUAUAAAUACCACAGCGUCAAGCUUGUGUGUCAAAAACCACACGAGUCGGACACCACGUGACGUGUCACAUGACAUCCUGACAAGAACACCCCACUAUGAACAUUGUACAUUGUAGCUACAGAGUAUUGUUUUUAAUAGACUUUUUUUUAUCAAUCACAGAGGGAAUGUGAGAGGCAAUUCAGGUUUCUUGUACUGAUUUAGCCACUUUUUAGGGAUGUAGAAUAGAUUUUUUUUUCUACCUGAAAAUUGUACACAAGAUCUCAGGAAUGAAAAUAUAAGCCAUGUUUGUAUAGAAUCUUCUCUGAAAAGACAUCCCUGUUUAAUACUUACUGUUGGUAAUAUUUUACACGGUUUCAUGUGGAUUGAAAUGAAUCUUAAAAUGCUGUUUAUCUUUGGGUUUUACCAUGUUUACCACAGAAAUUGACCAUGAUGAAGACAAAUGUUGAAACUACUGUAUUUGGAUAAUGUUAAGGGUUCAGUGCAUAUAGAAUGUUAUAAAUAAUGUCAUAAGUUUGAAGAUUUCUUUAACUUUGAUAAACUGAGAGGUUGUACUUGCAUUUGGAAAACAUGAUUCCAUGGAUUCCUCUGCAAUAUUUACUAGCACGUGUGUAGGGAAUUUGCCAAAUACAGUAAUGCUCUGGUUUAUUUUCUUCUUUUAAAACUAUACAUGUCUAUGUUUAAUCCUGAAUAAAAACAAUGGUUUCUAAUA
Messenger RNA from Magallana angulata, 1814 nucleotides. Its product is annotated as carnosine N-methyltransferase-like. The record is from RefSeq and is a predicted model, not a curated record. Lineage: Eukaryota; Metazoa; Mollusca; Bivalvia; Ostreida; Ostreidae. Bases 50 to 1165 code for a protein of 371 amino acids. The transcript is spliced from 8 exons. Gene Ontology annotation, molecular function: S-adenosylmethionine-dependent methyltransferase activity.